CCUGAAUGCCCUCACAGUGACGGAGUCCCCCACUGUCAGCAUGUUCAUCACUUUCCGUAGGUUGAGGAGAUGCCAGUGUGUGCAGCUCAUGGUUACUUGCUUGGUGCUGUCCCUGGUCAUGGUUUGCUGGGAGCAGCUCGAUAACACUGUUGUCAGCCACGUCAAGUCAGUGUCUUUUCGCUACUUCAUCAACCGCUUCACUCUGGUUAACAAAAGCCUCACCAUUCCGAGAGAGCAGGCGCUGAUAUUCAGUAACUUUCCAUACCUUCUGGACCAUCCAGAAAAGUGCAAGGACCAAGAUGUCCUCCUGCUCCUCUUUGUCAAAACAUCACCAGAGAACAUUCAGAGGAGACAGGCCAUCAGAUCCACAUGGGGCAAUCAAACCUACAUCCAGCAGUCUCUUGGUGUCACAGUGAAAGUGCUGUUUGUGUUAGGAGCCCGGGAGGCCUCAGACAACAGCCUGGACAUAGACCCCUUCGGCCCUCAGGAACUGUUGGAGUUUGAAGACAAAAUGCACAAUGAUCUCAUCCAGCAGGGCUUCAUUGAUUCCUUCCACAACCUGACCCUGAAGCUGCUCAUGCAGUUCCACUGGAUGCACCAUCACUGCGCUCACGCUCGCUUCCUCAUGACUGCCGAUGAUGAUAUUUUUGUGCACAUGCCCAACCUGGUGCAGUACCUUCAGGACAUGAGCAGGAGGGGGCUUACUGACCUCUGGGUGGGGAGAGUGCACAGGGGAUCACCACCAGUACGAAGCCGAAGCAGCAAAUACUAUGUGCCCUAUGACAUGUACCCGUGGCUGUCUUACCCUGACUACACAGCUGGAGCAGGUUAUGUAGUUUCAAGUGAUGUGGCUGACAAAAUCUAUCAUGCCACCCUAACUUUGAAUGCAUCCCUUUAUAUUGAUGAUGUGUUCAUGGGCAUCUGUGCCAAUGCUGUUGGUGUGUCUCCUCAAGAACAUGUGUUUUUCUCAGGCGAGGCUAAGGCUCCCUACCACUCCUGUAUCUACAGCCAAAUGCUUACCUCACACGGACAUGUGGAGGAUAUCUAUGAGCUUUGGAAAACUGCUGCACACCCUCAGGUAAAAGAGGAAGCCCUAGGGCUGAUAGGAAGACUUUACUGCACUAUUGUCAAAGUGACUCUGCUCUGUAAACCUUACUAUGUAAACACCUACCCAUGCAAAGCAGCUUUUUCAUAGUCUUAAUGUCUGUGUAUAUAACUCUGUGUCAACAUGGAUGUACUGAUGUUGCUGCUGUCAGUCACACGCUAAAGUGUGCCCCCUAACCCUCUAACCCUAACCCUAACCCUAACCCCACCCCCGACCUCCUGUAAAUGAUGCAACAAAUGGGGAUUUUAGUUUAGUAAUAUCAUUUGCAACUGCAAAUGUGCAAAUGUUCUGUUAGACUGAGGUGGACUUGAAAGUAACACAAAAGUGACUUCAUUCUUCACUUUAUGACAGCAAGUGUUACCCAAAUCACUCUCAAGCAACACGUUUGAAUAAAGGCACUAAUGUGCCAAGAAAUGUAACAACAGAGCAUUUUUGUAAAAGUAGGAUUUUUCAAAUGUAACAAAUUGCUGUAUUAGAUAAUGUGUUUAUGUGACUCAAAGAUAUAGAAACAGUUCUUUAUAUCUCUGUUAUAUGAGAAUCAUAACUUUGUCUGACCUAAAAACUUGGGUUUCAAAUGUCACAAUGCACA
Molecule: messenger RNA, 1694 nt
Organism: Boleophthalmus pectinirostris (great blue-spotted mudskipper)
Lineage: Eukaryota; Metazoa; Chordata; Actinopteri; Gobiiformes; Gobiidae
Gene: b3gnt5b
Product: UDP-GlcNAc:betaGal beta-1,3-N-acetylglucosaminyltransferase 5b
Biological process (GO): brain development
Cellular component (GO): membrane
Source: RefSeq, a predicted model, not a curated record